Molecule: messenger RNA, 414 nt
Organism: Galeopterus variegatus (Sunda flying lemur)
Lineage: Eukaryota; Metazoa; Chordata; Mammalia; Dermoptera; Cynocephalidae
Product: metallothionein-1E-like
Exons: 4
Coding region: 174-359 (61 amino acids)
Molecular function (GO): metal ion binding
Source: RefSeq, a predicted model, not a curated record
GUGCCAAAGAGGCGACCCCGCGGUGCGCACUGAGCCGCACUCGGGACAUCUUGCGCCCGGCCCGCCAGGGAGCCCAUGGGUUUCUAGGCUUCACUAGGAAUUCCAUCGCGCACGUGCAUCUUCAUCUCCAUCUUCACCUCCUGAUUGGAUCUCCAGCCUCACCUCGGCUCGAAAUGGAUCCAAACUGCUCCUGCGGCACUGGUGGCUCCUGCACCUGCGCUGGUUCUUGCACGUGCAAAGAGUGCAAAUGCACCUCCUGCAAAAGGAGCUGCUGCUCCUGCUGCCCCGUGGGCUGUACCAAGUGUGCCCAGGGCUGCAUCUGCAAAGGGGCAUCGGACAAGUGCAGCUGCUGUGCCUGAUGUGGGGACAUCCCUGCUCCCAAAUGUAAAUACAUAAACAUGGACAAACUUGGAU